Messenger RNA from Hevea brasiliensis (rubber tree), 2191 nucleotides. RefSeq names its product sister chromatid cohesion protein PDS5 homolog C. Gene Ontology annotation, biological process: DNA repair; mitotic sister chromatid cohesion. Bases 277 to 1968 code for a protein of 563 amino acids. Lineage: Eukaryota; Viridiplantae; Streptophyta; Magnoliopsida; Malpighiales; Euphorbiaceae. The record is from RefSeq and is a predicted model, not a curated record. Gene Ontology annotation, cellular component: nucleus; chromatin. The transcript has 11 exons.
AAAGUGUUGUGAUAGGAAAGAAAAUUUUGAAAGCAGAAAAUGAAUCUUAAAUUUCCAAUACAAUGAAGGAUUUGAAAUUUUAUUUUUAUUACUUGGAGAACAAGAAAAGAGGUCACCCUAGUCAUUUUGUAUAUAUAUCAAAAUGAAAUUCCUUUGUUUACAUUUUUUUCUUGUGGAGAAUUUGAUUUUAUUUUUUGUUUGCUUGCUUUAGAGUGUGUUCUGAUGUGUUAGGGUUUUGGAUUGGUGUAUUAGUUUGCUAGAAAAUCGUGCGAGUUGAUGGCAAUGGAGGAAAAGGAUCAGCUGGAAAUGGAAGAAGCGGAGAAAAAGGAUAAAAAGCUAGCUGAGGAUCUUGCGGUGGCUGGUAAUGCGCUUCUUUCAUCUCUAUCUACUGUUGAGCAACUUCUUCCUCUGCUUCAGAGACUUGGCGAUCUUUUAGCGGAAGUGAAGCAGUCUCCAUCUAACCUUGUGCGGAAGGCACUGAACCCUGCAAUGAACGCGUUGACAAGCAAUGAACUUUUGAAUCAUUUGGAUGCAGAAGUGAAAGUUUUUGUUGCGUCAUCUAUAUGCGAGAUUAUGAGAAUAACAGCACCAAUUUCUCCUUACGGUGAUGAACAGCUGAAGAAAAUCCUUAAGCUGAUUGUGGCCGCAUUUGAUAAUAUAUCUGAUCUGUCAAGCCGUUCAUACCUUAAAAGAGUUUACAUUCUUGAAAUCUUUGUAAGGAUCAGGUUAUGGGUUCUGCUGCUGGAUCUUGAAUGUGACUCCUUGAUUUUGGAGAUGUUCAAUAAUUUCCUAAGAAACAUUAGGGAAUACCAUCCUGAUGUUGUCUUUAUGUAUAUGGGGUUCUGUAUGAUCAUGGUGUUGGAGGAAAUUGAAGAGAUUCCAUCAGAGCUUCUAUCCUCCCUUUUGGGCAGUGUGAGGAAGGGAAACCAGAAUGUUCUGCCUAUUGCUCGAAAGUUAGGCGAGAGAGUAAUUGAAAAUUGUGCUUCAAAGCUAGCACUCUACAUACGUCAAGCAGUGCAAUAUACUGGCCUUCCUUUAGACAAUUAUGGUAAAAUUGUUGCUUAUAUAUGCUCAAUUAAAUCCGACCCUCUGGAGCACAAUGAAGUUCUUGCUUCUCAAGCUAACAAUACUGGUAAACAUGCGAAAAUUAUUCCUUCAGCUGAAUGUAAUACAGAGCCCACAGUAAAUGAGACCAAUGCCUUGGAGGAAAUUCCCAUGGAAAAAUCUGCUAGGAAUGGUACUUCCACGAAGGAAAAGACUUGUUUAGCUCCAGAUGAUAAGCAUUUUGGUGAGGAUUUGAUUGGUUCCAGGAUCAAAGUCCUUUGUUCAAAAGAGCAGAUGGUCUACGAAGGUGAUAUAGUUUCCUAUGAUCCCAAUGAGAAGAAGCAUAAGCAUCUGUGGGUUCAAUGCAAUGAUGGUGAUGAAAAGAUGCUGCUUCUCGGUAAUGAACAAUUUGAGUUUGUUGGUGAUGAAGGUGCUGCACAUAGGGGGAAAUUAGUUAAUGUUCCAAUUCUUGAUGAUUUUUGUGAUUUGAGAGAAGGGACCUCAGCAAGGAAAGUCGAUGUCAAGGUUCCAGAAUCUGGCAGUGACAACCCAAAAGAUGGUGAAAACAGCUUCAAGUGGGAAACUGAAACAUCAAAAGAUGUUGGAAACAUAGGCAGUAAAAGUGCUGUUGAGUCAAAGGGCGAAUCUGAUCAUUGCUGCGAAUCGAAAGAGUCUGCUGCCAAUGCUGCCAGAAAGUUGAAUGACUCUUUCACUACCAGGACCAUAGAAAAAGACGAUAUGAUGGCCAUAGAGGAGGGUGAAAAUAAAAAUGGGAGUUUAAGCAUCUCCUUAAUGGAACUACCACUGAAAACUCUGGUUCCUGGAAAGUUCAAGAAAUUAAGAUCACCUAGAUGGGAAAAUCAUCAGAUUAAGAAAUGUCACAUAAAUCCGGGCCAUGAAGUGGAAAGCAGCAGCCAAGGGUAAGCGAGCUUCUAAUUGAAUCUAUUGCCAUUAUAGAAGUAAUUUAUUUUUGUAUCUCCUAUUUAGUUGGAUCAGCUUGUGAUGCUUUGCAUCCGAGUUAGAGCCCAUAAGGACUUGCACAUAGGCCAAAACUUAUCAGGCUUUUGUGUUCAAAGAUUUGGACUCCAUUUUGGCCCAAUGAAUGGAGGUGCUUCUUUAGUGCAUAACCAACUCAUUACAACUCUCA